UGGCAACUGGACCCUUCUCAGCUUUUACAGGGUUCCAGACUCUCAUCAAGCUAAGCAUUUUGUUUUUUCUUUCCAAAAAAAGAGAAAUUACAAAUAUAUAUUUUAUUAUUUUUAAAUCAGAUCUAAACCGUUUCACAAGAAACGAUUUCGCCAACUCACCACCUAACCUGAAAAUUUUGAAUUUAUGCAAAAGCAACAACAAUAGCAAAACCAAAAGCAGAGAAGGAGGAGAAGAAGCAGAAGCUGAAUUCUGUUUCAGGAAAAGGAAAACAGAAAGCCCUCUUCUCUUUUCUUCUUCCUCAACACCAAGGUUGGGUUGGGUUGGAUUACGAGAAACAGCCACAGUUUGUGUGAGUUUCGUUGUUAAUCUUAACAGCCUUUACACUCUCUUUUAGCAAACCAAGCUUGUCACAGAGUUUGUUUUCUUUUUGCCUUUUUGUUUUCGCGCAACGGUGGAAACAGAUACAACCACAACGUUUCCUUCUUCUACCUGUUAACAAACCCUCAAAAUUUUAGCCUCAGAAUUCUGUAAUUCUUAUCUUAAUUCGGUUUUUUUUUUUAUUGGGAACUGUGGUUUGGAGAGAGGUGGCGUGGCGUAGCGUGGCGUUCAUUGAGACACCUUUUUUUAUUAAAUUUUAUUUUUGCGGAUUAUAAAAUUGGUUUUGUAUUGAAGGAAUAAAUUGCAAUAGAAAAUGAUGGUGUCUGCGUCACCGGCAGCGGUGGCAAGGAGCUCAUUGGAGGAGAUGCUGGACUCGCUUCGGCGGCGAGAUGAGGCCUUGGAGAAGACCAAAGAACUGCCGCCUGCUUUGCCAGCUCGGCCCACCUCAAGGGCACGACUUCCCUCUGCGCGGCACUCACUGCCCACUGACUUCAUGGUAGGUGCCAAUGGCCAAAUGGAAAGCAAAGUGGAAAUUGAAGUUAAUAAAGGGAAGGAGGAUACAAUUAGGAAGGAGAAGCAGUUAGGGAACAAGACAGGAAGUUUUGGAAGCAAGAAGAUGAGGAAAGAUCAGAAUUGUGUGGAUUCAAAUCCUUAUUCGGAGGAGAAGAAUGGGCCAGCAAAGGGACCUGUUAUUAGUUCAAUACCAAACGCUGAAGAGCCAGAGUGGGAGGACAACAUUGGCUAUUUUAUCAAGAAGAAACUACGAAUCUGGUGUCAGCUUGCAAAUGGGCGAUGGGGUUCAGGGAAUAUACAAUCAACUUCAGGGGAUGAAGCAGUUGUCUUACUCUCAGGUGGAAAUUUUGUAAAGGUGUCUACUGCAGACCUCUUGCCUGCAAACCCAGAUAUUCUUGAGGGUGUAGAUGAUCUUAUGAAGCUUAGUUAUCUGAAUGAGCCAUCAGUUUUUUACAAUCUUAAGUACCGAUAUUCUCAGGAUAUGGUUUAUAGCAAAGCAGGGCCAGUUUUAAUUGCUGUAAAUCCCUUCAAAGCUGUUCCAUUUUAUGGAAAUGAAAUUAUCACAGCUUAUAAGCAGAAGCUUCUGGACAGUCCUCAUGUUUAUGCUAUAGCAGACACUGCUUACAGUGAGAUGAUGAGAGAUGAAAAAAAUCAAUCCAUAAUUAUAAGUGGUGAAAGUGGAGCUGGGAAAACCGAGACAGCAAAGCAUGCAAUGCAAUACUUGGCUAAUCUUGGUGGUGGCAUUGGUGGCAUAGAGCAUGAGAUUCUUCAGACCAACUGCAUACUUGAAGCAUUCGGAAAUGCAAAAACAUCCAGGAAUGACAACUCCAGCAGAUUUGGGAAGCUAAUUGAAAUUCAUUUCAGCACAUUAGGGAAGAUAUGCGGUGCUAAAAUUCAAACUUUUCUGCUAGAAAAGUCUAGAGUAGUUCAGCUGGCCAAGGGUGAAAGAUCUUACCAUAUAUUUUACCAACUUUGUGCUGGUGCUCCAUCAAUUCUUAGAGAGAGAUUGAACCUUAAAAUGGCUAGUGAGUACAACUAUCUUAACCAGAGUGAGUGCUUGGUAAUUGAUGGUGUUGAUGAUGCCCUGAACUUUCAUAAGCUUAUGGAAGCCUUAGACAUUAUUCAAAUUUGCAAAGCUGAUCAGGAGCAGACAUUUGCAAUGCUUGCUGCAAUAUUGUGGCUUGGAAAUGUAUCAUUUCAAGUAAUUGGCAAUGAAAAUCAUGUGGAGGUGUUGGCUGAUGAAGCUAUAACAAAUGCUGCCAGGCUGAUGGGUUGUAGUAUCCAGGACUUGACACUUGCCUUAUCAACCCAUAAAAUUCGAUGUGGAAAGGAUGAUAUUGUUAAAAAGUUGACAUUCCAGCAGGCAAUUGACAGAAGAGAUGCAUUGGCAAAGUUUAUCUUUGCAAGCUUGUUUGAUUGGCUUGUGGAUCAAAUCAACAAGUCACUUGGAGUGGGCAAACUGUGUACUGGAAGAUCCAUAAAUAUCCUUGAUAUUUAUGGGUUUGAGUCAUUUAUGAAUAAUAGCUUUGAACAAUUUUGCAUUAAUUAUGCAAAUGAGAGGCUGCAGCAACAUUUCAACAGGCAUCUAUUUAAACUUGAGCAGGAGGAUUAUCAAGAGGAUGGGAUUGAUUGGACUAAAGUUGAUUUUGCUGACAACCAAGAAUGCUUAAACCUCUUUGAAAAGAAACCUUUAGGACUACUGUCUUUGUUGGAUGAGGAAUCAAAUUUCCCCAAUGCCACUGAUUUCACGUUUGCCAAUAAGCUUAAGCAGCACUUGAGCAGUAAUCCUUGCUUUAAAGCUGAAAGAGGGAGGGCUUUUGCCAUUCUUCAUUACGCUGGAGAGGUUGUAUAUGAUACAAAUGGCUUCCUGGAAAAGAACCGAGAUCUGCUGCACUCAGAUUUCUUCCAACUACUGUCAUCCUGCAGUUGCCAACUGCCACAAUUGUUUGCCUCCAGAAUGUAUAAUCGAUGGGAGUCUUUGAAAUUUGCAAGUCCAUUAAGCCAAUCUGGUGGAAUGGAAUUCUCAACACAAAGUGUCGGUACUAAGUUCAAGGGGCAACUAUUCAAACUGAUGCACCAGCUGGAGAAGACCACACCUCACUUCAUUCGCUGCAUAAAACCAAAUACUAAGCAGCUUCCUGGAGUCUAUGAAGACAAUCUUGUCUUACAACAACUUCGAUGUUGUGGAGUUUUGGAGGUGGUUAGGAUUUCAAGAUCUGGGUAUCCAACUCGAAUGACUCAUCAAGACUUUGCUCAAAGGUAUGGCUUCCUACUCUUGGGGACAAAUGUAUCUCAAGAUCCAUUAAGCAUAUCAGUUGCUGUUCUACAACAAUUUAAUGUAGCCCCUGAAAUGUAUCAAGUUGGUUAUACCAAAGUGUUUCUUCGGACAGGCCAGAUAGCGAAAUUGGAGGAGCAGAGGAAGCGAGUUCAACAAGGCAUACUUGGGGUCCAAAAAUGUUUCCGUGGCUCCCAAGCUCGUCGUGAUUUAAAUAAACUGAAACAAGGAGUGACAAUAUUACAAUCAUUUGUCCGUGGUGAAAAUGCCAGAAGGAAGUAUAAAUCUAUGCCAAGGAGUUGCACAGUUAAUGCUACCCUCACAGUUGAUAUUGAUAAUAAGCUGGUGGCAAUUAUAUGCUUACAAUCUGUAAUCCGUGGGUGGUUGGCUCGGAAGCAAUUCAAUGACAAGUGUAAAUUGAUUCCAAAUUCUAAAAGAAAGCUAGGAAGGAAGAUUUCAGAAGUGAAGGUCAUACCACAAGAGCAAGUUGAGCUUCAGACUUCGAUUUUGGCAGAACUUCAAAGGAGGGUUACUAAAGCAGAAGUAACUCUAGUGCAAAAGGAAGAGGAAAAUGCUGCAUUGCGGGAACAAUUACAACAGUUUGAGAGACAGUGGUCAGAAUAUGAGGCAAAGAUGAAAGCAAUGGAAGAAACAUGGCAAAUGCAGAUGGUAUCAUUGCAAACAAGUCUUGCUGCAGCCAGAAAGAGUCUUGCUACUGAUAACACUGCUGGUCAACCUGGAAAACUACUUGAUUCUUUUGCAUCACCUCACUAUUAUGAUUCUGAGGAAAACACGUCCUCAGGACUUCGAACUCCUGGUGGAAGCACGCCCAGCAAAAUGCCUCUUACCAUUCAUGAUGGAGGAGUAGGGAGAGAGACUAAUGGCCCUAUAAAUGCGGUCAGCAUUCUUGCAAAGGAAUUUGAGCAACGGAGACAAAAUUUUGAUGAUGAUGCCAAAGCACUAGCCGAGGUUAAAGCAGCUCAACCUGCUUCUGAUUCAGAAUUUAGAAAAUUGAAAUUAAGAUUUGAGACAUGGAAGAAAGAAUACAAAGUAAGAUUAAGAGAGACAAAGGCAAGGCUUAACAAAUUUGGGCAUGGAGAAAUUGAAAGAAGAACUCGAAAAUGGUGGGGAAAGAUAGGGCCAAAGGGGUUCCGACGCUCCCAUGUUUGAUUACCAUUUUCCACUUGGAGGGUAGGGAUGGUCAGAUAAAUGUGGAGGGAGCUCAAGGAACGCACGAGAAGUGUACAAAGCCAUCAUGUGGCUUCCCCAUUGUCUAGUGGUUGGUUUGCUCUUUAAAGCCCCAGAAAUUUGGUCUAUGUUGUGAUGGUAGCUGAGUUGGAAAAAUUAUAUUUUUUUAUCCACCAAAUUGUUGAUCAAUGAAAAGGAUUAAUGAUCAUGUAUAGUCGAAUAGGUUUUCUAAGAUUCAUGCUCCAGCGUCUCUUUUUGCAAACUAGGUUAGGCUAUUUGUAUAUAUUCUGUUAUCAUAGAUGUAAUGAGACAAACUUGGUAGUACCAAGCGUGAAAAUAUGAAAUGAAAUUAUUUAUAUUGCCUGGUUCUCUCA
Hevea brasiliensis (rubber tree) is the source of this 4729-nucleotide messenger RNA. Its product is annotated as myosin-2. Gene Ontology annotation, cellular component: cytoplasm; actin cytoskeleton; vesicle. Bases 693 to 4337 code for a protein of 1214 amino acids. Gene Ontology annotation, molecular function: microfilament motor activity; actin filament binding; ATP binding. The transcript has 25 exons. Gene Ontology annotation, biological process: actin filament organization; vesicle transport along actin filament. NCBI's taxonomy places the organism in Eukaryota, Viridiplantae, Streptophyta, Magnoliopsida, Malpighiales, Euphorbiaceae. The record is from RefSeq and is a predicted model, not a curated record.